AUGAACUUCUUUAGUAAUUCAACAUCACGCCUUAUUGUUCCACGUUGGAAACGACCCGGUACACAAUCAGUUCAACCGGAUACGCUUUCAACCACUUGUAAGUAUGCCAGCACUGAAGGACGCUUCUCAAUCAUUGAUAAAAGACAUAAAGAAUCAGCGAGCAUGGAAUCAUCGGAUUCAUCGUCUGACGAAAUGGAUUUUAUGAAAAAAAAAAUAAUAUUUACUGAAAUGAGACGUGAUCAUCAUGUUUUAUUUCAAUCAUCAACAGCAGCAACUAUUACGCCACCACAACAGCAACCACAACUGGAACUUAAGAAAAAUAAACAAAUGAAUGGAUCACGAUUUAAAAUUGUUCCAUUGGAAUUGUGUUACGAACGUGGUCGUUGGGCAUGUUGGGAUUUCUACAACACAGAACCUCCGAAGCGAAAUUCUGAACGUCCAUUCAGUAGCUCGAGCAACAGCCUAUCUACGAAAUCGUUCAGAAAUACCUGUAAAUCGUCGAUGUUUUCACCGGUCGAUAAUGCACCUCAUACCGCUCCUCCAAAUGAUCAGCAAUCUGUAACCUUCUCGUUUGAUUUUUCUGAUGAAUCCGAUAUUGAUAAUCAUCUUACAACAAAAGUGGUUUGCUUUUAG
Messenger RNA from Cercopithifilaria johnstoni, 633 nucleotides. NCBI's taxonomy places the organism in Eukaryota, Metazoa, Nematoda, Chromadorea, Rhabditida, Onchocercidae. The record is from the annotation of a GenBank genome assembly.